Molecule: messenger RNA, 1623 nt
Organism: Naegleria gruberi
Lineage: Eukaryota; Heterolobosea; Eutetramitea; Acrasida; Naegleriidae
Exons: 1
Coding region: 1-1623 (540 amino acids)
Molecular function (GO): protein binding
Source: RefSeq, a predicted model, not a curated record
AUGACUAGUAUUUUGGAAGAAUCAAGUAAAUUGUUUAAGGAACGUAAAUAUGAUGAAUGUAUUGAAUUGAUAAGAGAUUAUUAUCCUUCCUUGAGCAGUCCUGAAGAUUAUAAGAAUACAGCCUUGUUGUACAUGACCAAGGGUUUAUGUUCCUUUAAUAAGGUUGCAAUGAAUGGAGGAUGUUCUUCCGAUGAUCAUGUGGAUUAUUUGCUUACUUCCAUUGGCGAUUUUCAACAAGUUGUGGAUUACUUUGGUACUUACUGGGAAGAGUCCAUGAAGGGAGAAGAAUUUGAAACCUUGGUAGGAAAAACUGGUUUUAUGGACGCUUUUAUAUGUAAAAUUAAGGCUGGAUACUUGAUCGGAAAGGCCUUGUUGGAAGCUUAUAAUUUUAAUAAUGAAAUUGAUAUUGGUAAAGGGAUUCAUGCCACUUCUCUCACUAUUGACCAUUUGAACAAGUUGAAGGAGGCUCAAGAGCACAUCACCAAGGAUAGAAAGGCUCCAUUUGAGUUGAUUGCCCAGUGUUAUUUAAUCAAGGGACAAUGCCAAACAAUCUGGGGUCUUUAUCUUGAGGCUGGAGAAUCUCUUAAUACUUAUUUAAAGAUCUUGGAAGAUGGAAAUGAUUUGAGUGAGGAAAAGAAACAAUCUGGGUUAGCAAUCGGAUAUCAUCAUAUGGGUAAUUUGAAUUAUCUUACAGGAAAUAAUGAAAUUGCCAUCCAAUAUUAUUCCAAAUCAAUUGAUAGAUGCGAGAAUUUAAUGAUGAUUGACUUUAAACAACACCAUGUUGAUCAUGUUAUUGAAUCACAUUUAAAGAGAGCCAAGGUAUUAGUAAGCUUUAUUCUUGAACUCGCUGACCAAUCAACUGUCGAUGAGGAAAGAAUUCAUGAAUGCUCUGAAAUGGUUUGUGAGGAUUAUGAGUUUGUCAUUAGAAAUAGAAAGGAGAAGAACCAUCUUUACAAGCUCAAAUAUUACAGAUUCAUUUUGAACAUGAUUGAAAAGCUUGGACACUACAUAUCUGAGGAAGACUUGGCACACUUUUAUGAAAGAGCCUACUCUUUAAUUAAUGACUGCUUGGAAUACUAUGAGAACAAUAGCAAAUUAUAUCAAGAUUUGGCCAAGUGUACCUCCAAGAUUGAAGAUGAAGACAAUUUGGACACAGCUCUGGAACUUUAUGACACAAGUAUCAAACUAAUGACUCUUAAUAAUCGUGAACUUUCUUUACCAAUGAAAAAGUUUAUUGCUCGUUCCCAUUUCGAAAGGGGUGUAAUUUAUGUACAAAAGGAACAAUUAGAAAAGGCUCUCCACGAAUUUGAUUUGUCGCUAAAUUUCUCUCCAACCUUCCCAGAUUCUCUCUAUAAUAGAGGUAUUGUGAAAACUCAUUUAGGACAAUUAGAAAGUGCCAAUGAUGAUUUUAAAAAGGCUACCAACUUCAACCACCAGGAUUUGGAAGCAUACAGACAGUGGUUUCUCAAUCUCAGAAAGGCAGGCAGCAAGAAGGAAGCAGAAAAGAUUGCUGAGCAUGUCUUUGAAAAACUUUCCAAUGAUGAAACACCUCUCGAUUUUUACCUUGCAAAGAUUGAAUCUGGAGAAUUAGCAAUUGAGCAAUCCAAGAUUAGAGAAUUGUAA